Messenger RNA from Procambarus clarkii (red swamp crayfish), 1704 nucleotides. NCBI's taxonomy places the organism in Eukaryota, Metazoa, Arthropoda, Malacostraca, Decapoda, Cambaridae. The record is from RefSeq and is a predicted model, not a curated record.
AUGAAGUAUUUACCAAAGAAGGCACCAAGCCGGGAUGACUGUAGCACCGGAGCUCCUGUCUCCGGUCAUUCGCGUUUAGCUUCAAAUGGCACGUCUGAAGCUUCUCAAAGAGUACUACAUUUUGAGUUCUUUGAAACAGCCCAGUACUUGAAGAGAUUUAUCGUGCCUGUGCGUGCUGUAAAUGUUUCCUGUGCUCCCUCUAUUUCAGCAGGCUCUCCUGCCCUGAAGGGUGAACGUUCCCUGGCCUACCCUCGGGGCAAGUCUUCCCUGGCCUACCCUCGGGGCAAGCCUUCCCUGGCCUACCCUCGGGGCAAGCCUUCCCUGGCCUACCCUCGGGGCAAGUCUUCCCUGGCCUACCCUCGUGGCAAGUCUUCCCUGGCCUACCCUCGGGGCAAGUCUUCCCUGACCUACCCUCGGGGCAAGCCUUCCCUGGCCUACCCUCGGGGCAAGUCUUCCCUGGCCUACCCUCGUGGCAAGUCUUCCCUGGCCUACCCUCGGGGCAAGUCUUCCCUGGCCUACCCUCGGGGCAAGCCUUCCCUGGCCUACCCUCGGGGCAAGCCUUCCCUGGCCUACCCUCGGGGCAAGUCUUCACUGGCCUACCCUCGGGGCAAGCCUUCCCUGGCAUACCCUCGGGACAAGCUUUCCCUGGCCUACCUUCGCGGCAAGUCUUCCCUGGCCUACCCUCGGGGCAAGCCUUCCCUGGCCUACCCUCGGGGCAAGCCUUCCCUGACCUACCCUCGGGGCAAGCCUUCCCUGGCCUACCCUCGUGGCAAGUCUUCCCUGGCCUACCCUCGGGGCAAGCCUUCCCAGGCCUACCCUCGUGGCAAGUCUUCCAUGGCCUAUCCUCGUGGCAAGUCUUCCAUGGCCUAUCCUCGUGGCAAGUCUUCCCUGGCCUACCUUCGGGGCAAGCCUUCCCUGACCUACCCUCGGGGCAAGCCUUCCCUGGCCUACCCUCGGGGCAAGUCUUCCCUGUCCUACCCUCGGGGCAAGCCUUCCCUGGCCUACCCUCGUGGCAAGUCUUCCCUGGCCUACCCUCGGGGCAAGCCUUCCCUGGCCUACCCUCGGGGCAAGCCUUCCCUGACCUACCCUCGGGGCAAGCCUUCCCUGGCCUACCCUCGUGGCAAGUCUUCCCUGGCCUACCCUCGGGGCAAGCCUUCCCUGGCCUACCCUCGGGGCAAGCCUUCCCUGGCCUACCCUCGUGGCAAGUCUUCCCUGGCCUACCCUCGGGGCAAGCCUUCCCUGGCCUACCCUCGGGGCAAGCCUUCCCUGGCCUACCCUCGGGGCAAGCCUUCCCUGGCCUACCCUCGGGGCAAGUCUUCCCUGGCCUACCCUCGGGGCAAGUCUUCCCUGGCCUACCCUCGGGGCAAGCCUUCCCUGACCUACCCUCGGGGCAAGCCUUCCCUGGCCUACCCUCGUGGCAAGUCUUCCCUGGCCUACCCUCGGGGCAAGCCUUCCCAGGCCUACCCUCGUGGCAAGUCUUCCAUGGCCUACCCUCGUGGCAAGUCUUCCCUGGCCUACCCUCGGGGCAAGCCUUCCCUGGCCUACCCUCGGGGCAAGCCUUCCCUGGCCUACCCUCGUGGCAAGUCUUCCCUGGCCUACCCUCGUGGCAAGUCUUCCCUGGCCUACCCUCGGGGCAAGCCUUCCCUGGCCUACCCCCGGGGCAAGCCUUCCCUGGCCUACCCUCGGGGCAAGAACGACCCAUAG